Messenger RNA from Thyridium curvatum, 1212 nucleotides. RefSeq lists its product as uncharacterized. Gene Ontology annotation, cellular component: anaphase-promoting complex. Lineage: Eukaryota; Fungi; Ascomycota; Sordariomycetes; Thyridiales; Thyridiaceae. The transcript has 2 exons. Gene Ontology annotation, biological process: anaphase-promoting complex-dependent catabolic process. The record is from RefSeq and is a predicted model, not a curated record. The coding region runs from base 1 to 1212 and encodes 403 amino acids.
AUGUUCUCCAUGCUCCCAGAUUUGACGCCGAGCGAUUCUCAUUCGCUUUGGUACACCUCCUCCCGCUACCCCCUCGCCCAGCCCAACCCGGAGCUCCUCAGCGCGGAUGCCGCCGCCGCCGCAGCAGGCGGACCCGCCACCUCCUCCCGCCGCCAGAACCAGGCCCUCCUGGAGCGCACGCCGCUGGCCCGCCUGCGCUACGACGAGGCCCAGCAGGCGCGCCGCAAGCUCAACGUCGCCAACUUUGGCGCCGCGUGGCUGCGGCCCCCCGGCGUGGCCAAGACGCUGUACCAGAUGCGCGAGGAGCGCCGGGAGCAGGAGGAGCACGCCGAGGCCAUGCGCCGCGAGCAGCUCGCCCAGCAGCUCGCCGAGGCCGAGGCCGAGGCCGGCGGCAACACCACCAUGGAGGGCAUAGCGCCGCCGCCCGGCGGGAUGAUGCUGGGUCCGGACGGCGAGCCCAUGGACGCCGACGAGAUGGCCAUGGGCAUGGGCGACGAGGAGCGCGACCUCGACGACGAGAUCCCCGACGCGGACCUGUCGGGCGGGUUCGGCUACGACGGCGUGGACAGCGACGAGGAAGGGUCCGACUCGUCGUCCGAGGCAGCGGACGACGACGACGACCGCAGCAACAACGCCGGCGACGCGGGCGGUGCAGGCCAGAGGCGGGAGGUGCGGCACGCGCGCGCCAACGAGGACCGCGUGCGCGAGAUGAUGGCGCGCGGCGAGCACGGCCAGGCCGCCGAGGACGCGUCCGAGAUGUACGGCGCCGAGGCGGGGGACCUCGACGACGAGGACGCGGCGCAGAUGCUCGAGGAGGACGACCUCGUGCGCCUGCACCCGCGCCGCGGGCUCGAGACGGGCGCCGGCGGGCUAGGCGGGCUCGUCGGCGACGACGACGACGACCACAUGGACAUGGAGGCCGACCUCGACGACGACAUCCCCUCGGCGGCCUCGGGCGGCGGGCUCAGUCUCGGCGGCUACGAGCACACGGAUACCGAGGCCGAGCUGAGCAGCAGCGAGGACGGCGGCAAUGCCGGCCACCAGGAGUCGAGCUGGGUGGCGGCGACGAGGGCGCCGCAGCGCGGCAACACGGCGCGGUUCCGGGGCAGCCUGACGCGGAGCGAUCGGAACAGCCUCGACAUCAGCGGGUUCCUGUCCCGGGACGGCAGUAGUGUCAUUGGGAGCAGUCCUCAGAUGCGGCGGCGGGGUUGA